This is a messenger RNA of Aspergillus mulundensis, 2460 nucleotides long. RefSeq names its product TFIIH/NER complex ATPase/helicase subunit SSL2. Gene Ontology annotation, cellular component: transcription factor TFIIH holo complex; transcription preinitiation complex; nucleotide-excision repair factor 3 complex. The transcript is spliced from 3 exons. Gene Ontology annotation, molecular function: hydrolase activity; ATP binding; DNA binding. The record is from RefSeq and is a predicted model, not a curated record. Gene Ontology annotation, biological process: nucleotide-excision repair; transcription initiation at RNA polymerase II promoter. Bases 1 to 2460 code for a protein of 819 amino acids. NCBI's taxonomy places the organism in Eukaryota, Fungi, Ascomycota, Eurotiomycetes, Eurotiales, Aspergillaceae.
AUGCCACCGGUCAAACGCAAGGCGACUGACAGUGGUCGGUCCAGUAGAGCGUCGAAACGUCCCACCCCCGUGCCUGACGCUCCGGAAAUUGGCAGUAGCGAUGAGUACUCGGACUGGGAGCAGGAUACGAAGAAGGACAACCUGAAAGGCCUGGUUGACAAGUUCUCCCUCGAAUCGUUCAACAAGAAGACUCAGAACCAAGAUCCGAACUUUGGGUACAGGGACUUCUCUUCCCUCCCUUUGAAGCCCGACCAUGCGAACCGCCCCCUAUGGAUCGAUCCGCUGAAAGGCACCAUCACACUCGAGAGUUUCUCCCCGCUCGCUCCGCAGGCGCAAGAUUUCCUCACUACGAUCGCCGAACCGUUGUCGCGUCCCACGCAUCUACACGAAUAUCGAUUGACGGGAAACAGUUUAUAUGCUGCUGUGUCGGUUGGUCUUCUGCCGCAGGAUAUCAUCAACUUCUUGGACCGGUUGACGAAGACGCCACUUCCGGAAUCGAUCAAAACGUUCAUCGUGGAAUUCACAAAGUCGUAUGGAAAGAUCAAGGUCGUCUUGAAGCAUAACCGGUUUUUCGUGGAGAGUACCGAUCCGGACAUGCUGCAGAUGCUGCUUCAGGAUGAAGUUAUUGGGUCCCAGCGCGUGCAGGCAUCAGAGGGUAUUACCCAGCAAGCAGCUCCGAAAAUGGGCGGUCUUGUCAUUCCCGGAACCAGGGAUGCUGCCGGUGUCAGAGAAACGUCAGACCAGAAACCUGUGGACGAAAAUGCUGGCAGCCGUCCGGAAGAUGAUAUCCUUCUAGCUAUACGCGAUGAAGAUGACGAUGACGAGCAGGCACAGGUGCAUAGUUUCGAGAUUCCAAAUGAGGCAGUCGAACCUGUCAAGGCACGCUGUCAAGCCAUGGGGUGUCCCGCGCUGGAGGAGUACGACUUCCGGAAUGAUGAAAUCAACCCGACGCUGGACAUCGAUCUGAAGCCGGCAGCCCGUAUCCGAAGCUACCAGGAAAAGAGCCUGAGUAAGAUGUUUGGUAACGGACGUGCGAAGAGUGGUAUCAUUGUCCUGCCUUGUGGUGCGGGAAAGACGCUUGUUGGUAUCACCGCUGCUUGCACAAUCAAGAAGGGGACAAUCAUCCUUUGCACUAGCUCUAUGUCAGUCGUGCAGUGGAGAAACGAGUUCUUGCGAUGGUCGAAUAUUGACCCCGGCGAUAUCGCGGUUUUCACAUCUGACAACAAGGAGAAAUUCCGUCGGUCAACCGGUAUCAUUGUUUCCACCUAUUCAAUGGUCUCUCAAACGAGAGCACGAUCUUACGACGCACAGAAAAUGAUGGAUUGGAUCCAGUCGCGGGAAUGGGGUCUCAUGAUUCUUGACGAAGUCCACGUCGUGCCCGCGAUCAUGUUCCGAAAGGUCACCUCAGCUAUUGCCACUCAAAGCAAGCUUGGGUUGACUGCCACCCUUCUGCGUGAAGACGAUAAAAUCAAAGAUCUGAACUUCCUCAUUGGUCCCAAGCUAUAUGAAGCGAACUGGAUGGAACUUGCAGAGCAAGGUCAUAUUGCCAAGGUUCAAUGCGCCGAAGUGUGGUGUCCAAUGACCACAGAAUUUUAUACCGAAUACAUGCGGGAGAAGUCAAGAAAGGCCGCUCUCUUGUAUACCAUGAACCCUCGCAAGUUUCAGGCGUGCCAAUUCCUUAUCGACUACCAUGAAAAACGAGGGGAUAAAGUCAUUGUCUUCUCGGACAACGUUUACGCUCUUGAGAAGUACGCGCUCAAGCUGAAGAAGGCCUAUAUUUACGGAGGAACUCCUCAGAAUGAGCGCAUGCGUAUCCUUGAGAACUUCCAACACAACGAGCAAGUCAACACAAUCUUCCUCUCCAAGAUUGGUGACACUUCGCUCGACUUACCCGAAGCUACCUGCCUAAUCCAAAUUUCCUCGCACUAUGGUUCCCGUCGUCAGGAAGCACAACGCCUAGGUCGUAUUCUCCGAGCUAAGCGCCGAAACGACGAGGGCUUCAACGCGUUUUUUUACUCCCUAGUCUCGAAAGACACAGACGAGAUGUUCUAUUCCUCCAAACGUCAAGCAUUCUUGGUAGACCAAGGCUACGCCUUCAAGGUCAUCACUCAUCUACAGGGCAUCGAGAACUUAGAAGGACUUGCGUAUGCCACGCCAUCGGAGCGCCGCGAGCUAUUGCAAGAAGUCAUGCUGCAGAAUGAAAGCUCCGCAGACGUGGAGAACGUCACGGACGACCUCUUCUCUGAAAGAUCCGGCGCCAACAGAGCUAGAGCCAAGGGCGGUGUUAAGAGGAGUGCUGCUACGCUCAGUGGGCUGGCUGGUGGUGAGGACAUGGCGUAUAUUGAAUAUAACAAGAGCAGGAAUAAGCAGCUCAGGGAGAAACAGCGUCACCCGUUGUUCCGCAAGCUGGAGCGCGAGCGCCAGAAGAGGAAGAAGGAGAUGGAAGACUUCAACCGGUAG